AUGAACCCUGAAUACGACUACCUCUUCAAGCUCCUCCUCAUCGGUGACUCUGGUGUAGGAAAGUCGUGCUUGCUACUUCGUUUCGCCGAUGACACAUACACCGAGUCCUACAUUUCCACCAUCGGUGUUGAUUUUAAAAUCCGCACCAUCGAGCUCGAUGGAAAGACUGUCAAACUUCAGAUUUGGGAUACCGCCGGCCAAGAACGCUUCCGCACCAUUACCUCUUCCUACUACCGUGGUGCCCACGGCAUCUGCGUUGUCUACGAUGUGACCGACAUGGACUCGUUCAACAACGUCAAGCAAUGGCUUCAGGAGAUUGACCGCUACGCCACCGAGGGCGUCAACAAGCUCCUAGUCGGCAACAAGAGCGACAUGUCUGAUAAGAAGGUUGUCGAAUACACUGUCGCCAAGGAAUUUGCCGACUCGCUCGGAAUCCCUUUUCUCGAGACGUCUGCCAAGAACGCCAGCAACGUUGAGCAGGCUUUCCUCACCAUGGCCCGCCAGAUCAAAGAGCGCAUGGGCACCACAGCAGCCAACAACACCAAGCCCAGCGUACAGGUUGGCCAGGGCCAGGGCGUUGGCAACAACUCGAGCAGCAGCUGCUGCUAG
This is a messenger RNA of Beauveria bassiana ARSEF 2860, 609 nucleotides long. RefSeq names its product small GTP-binding protein YPTI. The record is from RefSeq and is a predicted model, not a curated record. The transcript has 5 exons. Bases 1 to 609 code for a protein of 202 amino acids. Lineage: Eukaryota; Fungi; Ascomycota; Sordariomycetes; Hypocreales; Cordycipitaceae. Gene Ontology annotation, molecular function: GTP binding; GTPase activity.